AAUUAAUAUUUACUUUAUUUUAGAUAAAAUUACUAGAUAAAAAAAUAUAUCACAAAAAAACAAUUGGACAGUUUUGGGCACAAAAUGGCUGAUCAUGAUUCCCUUAUUGAGCAAUUCAAGGCGGUUACAAAUGAAAACGAUGAUCGCUCUCGUUUUUAUCUCGAAAGUGCAAACUGGGAGAUUGAUUUAGCUCUGAGUAGUUUCUAUGACAACGCAGGGGGACCGGAACUCAUGGAGACUGAACCUGUUAUACCUCAACCUGGUGCAUCACUCAGUAACACUGAGCAGAAUGAUGAGUUUCAUGAUGCAAUGGUAGAUAGCUCAGAUGGGAAAGAUACCAAGAGCAAACCAUCAGGUACCUCUAGUAACUCACGGUUUCGAUCGUUAGCGGACUACGACCGAGCGGAAGACCGUAAAAGUGAUGACAGUGAGGAAGAGGGCCAGGAAUAUUAUGCAGGAGGUUCAGAACACAGUGGAGAGGUUAUCGUAGGUCCAGGAAAGAAGAAACGUGGCGAAGAUAUAGUUUCAAAAAUGUUUAAGAAUGCAAAGAAACAUGGCGCUAUGCCUGUGGAUGAAGCUUCAUCUUCAUCAGGGAAAAAGAAAGACAAAAAGUAUUUCACCGGUGGUGGGUAUAAGCUCGGAGCCGAGGCUGAGGACCAUGAAUUCAUACCAGGAGCUGAGAAGCCAGAGGAACGCAAAUUAGACGUUGUACUCAAACUGUGGAAAAAUGGAUUCACUGUUGGGGACGGGCCGUUACGAGACUACCACGACCCAGAAACAAAAGAAUUCUUGGGUGCAAUAGGAAAAGGAGAGAUACCUCAGGAAUUAUUACGAAUGGCUCAAGGUGGUGAAGUCAACUUGGACAUGGAAGAUCACAAGAAUGAAGAUUAUAAACCAGAGAAACAAAAAAUGAAAGCUUUCACAGGUGAAGGUCAUACACUUGGUGGCAUCACACCAAAUGUGGUAUCAAGUGUUACUCCUCCUUCAAAACCAGCAGAAACGACAUCAGUCGACCCAGAAGUAAUCAUUAACGAAUCUUCUCCUGUCACGACAAUUCGAGUCCAACUCGGUGAUGGGUCAAGGGUCACACAAAAGUUCAACCACAGCCACCAGGUGGCAGACGUGUAUUCUUUUGUACGAAAUCGUUCAAGCGAAUCGAGAAAUUUUGUCUUAAUGACGACAUUUCCUAACAAAGAACUCAAGGACGAUGAAACUACUUUAAAAGAAGGAAAAUUAUUGAACGCUGUCAUUGUUCAAAGAUUUAAAUAAGCAAUCAUGUUAUGUUUCUAUGGUAAUGCUGGUAUCCAUAGCAACAUUGUUGCUAUGACAACGAAUCUUUUCUGCUAGGAAGUUUUUAUUAUAACAUGGCAAUACCUUACUGUAGAUAUUAGUUUAUUCCACACUGACUUUACAUUGAGCCUCAGCUAUUGUCUUGAUGAUACUGUGAAUUUAGCCUUAGUUAUCAAGGAAACUUUGGU
Molecule: messenger RNA, 1478 nt
Organism: Styela clava
Lineage: Eukaryota; Metazoa; Chordata; Ascidiacea; Stolidobranchia; Styelidae
Source: RefSeq, a predicted model, not a curated record